AUGAAGCUCUUCACCAUCAGCGGCGCUACCACGCUCUUUUGCAUUCUAGCAAUAGUCACAGCAAUGUCAGAUUACCAGGACCCGGCACUUUCACCAGUGCCCGAUCAGAAUAGUGACUUCAUAUUUAAUUGUCCAAGUGGGCAAACGUACGUCAAAGAUUAUCUCAUGAGAGUAGUUCGGGGCGCCAGACAAAUUAUGAGUAACCCUCACUUACACAAAAGUUAUCCUUAUCAUUUCAAUGACAUUCUGUACAACAUCGACGGACAACAGUGGUGUUAUCCUCUUUUUGGUAAUGAUUUAAUUCAUGAUUAUGUCGUGUUCAACACAAACAAUGAAAUAGCGGGCGUAGCUCACCGCAUGACCUUCAAUCGUGAAGAAGACGAAUUCGAAGCCUGUCAUUUUAUAUAA
Blumeria graminis f. sp. triticale is the source of this 408-nucleotide messenger RNA. The record is from the annotation of a GenBank genome assembly. Lineage: Eukaryota; Fungi; Ascomycota; Leotiomycetes; Helotiales; Erysiphaceae.